Molecule: messenger RNA, 3316 nt
Organism: Vitrella brassicaformis
Lineage: Eukaryota; Vitrellaceae
Source: the annotation of a GenBank genome assembly
GCAUGAUGCUCGCCAGCCAGCCGUAUGGCUAGGCAACAGCAGCAACAGCACCAAUACAGUCAGUCAGUCAGUCAAUGCAACGCACGCACCUCAGGGCGGAGCGGGCAGUGAGUUGGUGGGUGGGUAUCUAGUACUGUACAUGAUAAAUACUGGGAUAGGACGAUGUGGACGACAGGUGCUGCCCACCCGACGAGGUAAUGCCCUGGGGUCCACCGCCAACGCCGCCACCGUUGCCACCUGACGGACCUUGGGUGGGCGCAUACUGAAGGAAUCAACACACACACACCCAACAACACAACAGAUGAAUAAAACACAUGUAUGUAUGAGCAUCAAACAAAAGAUGGAUGUCCAUUGUGGUGUGGUCCCGUGCCCUCUGCCCGUGUGUCUCCUCACCCUCACCCUUGAGCCAAAGGAUCCCCCCGAUGGCUGCGGGCCGCCGAACGCACCCCCGCCACCCCCGCCGCCGCCGUACCCCGAUGACGCGGGGUAGGUUGGCAUGCCCAUGCCCGACGCCUGCGCCCCCGCUGGCGGCAUCAGCAUCUUCUCCUCCUCGUAGCUCCGCUGCACCAGCAACAGGUGAGCCGUGUGCACGGCCGACAGAGGACCUGCACACACACACACACACACAGAGAGAGAGAGAGAGGGGCCAUCCAGACAACCAGUUCGUUCGUUUGGUAUGCGUGUUGAUGUUGAUGUGAUGGUUACUUACCGCUGACGGUGACCCUUCGCAUGGUGGUGGGGAGCCCAUCUGUCUUGGGGCUGACGUUGACCCUUGCACCCGACUGCUGCUGCACCUCAGUCAGCCCCCGCCCCUGCGACCGCAUCAGAUUCACCACCGUCGCGUCAGACAACUGAUCACGCACACACACAGUACAUCAACCAGAACCAGGCAGAGAGUAAUUGAUGUACAAGGUGCCGUGUAACCGCGCCUGUGACGUCUACUCACCUGCACAUCGACUGUGACGGGGUAGAGGAGGACAUCUGCCGGUGCAGUGUUGCCGAUGCUGCCGUAGGCCCCAGUGUAGGGCAGCGGUGGCUGGUACAUCUGCGCCUGACCCAUCCGGCCCGUGGGGGUCGGGCCGUAGUACGGGAACUGCCCAUAUCCCCCACCCAUACCGCUCACAUCGCCGUAGCCGUAGGCCGACGCACCGAAGGGUCCCUGUGCUGCUGAUGGGGGGUACAUGACGCUGCGGGCGCCGACCUGGGGUGUGGCGGUGAAUGUGGAUGCGCUGGGGGGGGUGGGAGGGGUGAAGGAGGGGAAUGAGGGCAUGGCGUAUGGGUAUCGCUGGUACUGUGUGAACUGGGGGUAGGAGACGCUCUGGUAGUAGGGGAGGUUGGGGUCCUGCUGGAUGGUGUUCGCCACCUUGCCGAUGGCCUUGUAGCACUGCUCAAAGGUGCCAGACAACGACACUAUCCUCUCCUGUGGGACCGGACCGAUCCACAUGACACACGACACACACAGAGGGGUCAGCGCCACAUGUCGUGGUGGUGGUUGGUCCGAUCAUGCAUCUCUUCUGGCUGGCUGGCUGGCUGGCAUGUUUGUUCUCACUCCCUCACCUGUAGUCCGAAUUCAUCUUCCUUUGCGGACACGUGUACCCGCGCGCCGCUCUCCUCCUGGAUGACCUUGACGUUCGUCCCACCCAUCCCUAUGAUGCUGCCCACGGACGACUUGGGCACCACACACCGAACCAUGAUCUGGUCAACAUGACAACCACAGACAACCAAUGAAUGCCGACCAGCAACACAUUCGCAUCGAUGUCAGUCAGGCUCGAGCAAUCGAGUAAAGGCCCUUCCCUUUGGUGCAUGGUUAGUUACCUUGACGGUUGCGUCAUCUGGUGGUGGUGCGGCGGCGGGCCCCGGGAGUGCCAUGUGUUGCGAUCUCGCCACCUGGACGGCCUCGUCGCGGAUCUUGUCGAGGACCGUCUCGAGCGCCUUGACGAUGUGCUCCAGCUGGCCGGUCAGAAACACCACUCGAUCCUCCGUGCCGGGGAAGAACUCACGACCCGCUGACAGCUUCAACCGGGCACCCGUCUCCUCCUGCAAAUGCGUGAUGACCGAACCUGCAGGUAACCACACACACAGCCACACAGGCACUGGAUGAGAGGCACUGACCCCUCUGUGUGUGUGUGCGUCGGUGUGCGGGCGGACUGACCACUUCUGCCGAUGAUGGAUCCGGCGACGACGUUGCUGACGAGUAGUUUGAAGUAGUGCGGCCCACCGUCGCCGACCGACCCCUCCCCCCGGUCCUCGGCCCUCGGCUCCCUCUCCCGACCCUCCCUCCUCGCACCACCCGCACCAGACUUCUCCUUGCCCUUGCCCAGUGUAGGCGUCGGCGCCCCCGUGCUGGCGGCCGUCGUCUCGCCCGCCGUGUGGGACACUGUGGUGGCGCUGCUGGCUGCGGGGGCCGCCGCUUUGGAUGCGGCGGCCUGGGGCUCUGGCUCGUGUGGGGGUCCUGCUUCCUCCCUCUCCAUGCCUAUGGGGUGAGUGGUGUGGUCGUCGAUGCCGUUGCGGGGGGCGGUGGUGGUGGCAGUGGCGGGGCUGGCGCCCUCUGAGGCAUCCUUGUGCUCGAGUUCCUUGUCACGGGUGUCUGUGGGCGAGGCUGCACCCUCCAUGUAGCCGCACAUAAAGGGGGACGAGGGACUUGCCUCGUGCUCCAGGGUGGUGGGGUCCUAGAUGGCUGGCUAGCCUCGAGGAAAGGGUGGUGGGGGACGGACGGACGGAUGCCAACCGAUAGAUACUCCUGCUGCAGCGACAGCCGAAUGGUGCGGUGCCCCGGCCAAUCAGUGGCCAAUCUGAACACACACACACCGACACAGAGCAAAAGGCAACAGAGGUCACAGAAGGUAUCCCCUGUCAGUCCCGGCUCGUUUGGUGGGACGAGCACUCAUGCCCGCCCCGCCACGCCAUGUCUCAGUCCCCGUGCAAGCCCUCCUCACCGGUACGAGAUGACCCCCCCGACAGACAGCCGUGCUGUUACGACGCACCCACGCACUGCUGAUCCUCCUGCCUCUCUCGCACACAGAGGCACGGGAAGGCGCACAAACACCUCACAAGCCGCCUCUUCUCGAGACUGUUCUGCUGUGUUUGCGCUUCCUCCUGACGAGCUUGCUGACCGGGCCGAACAGGGACUGCGCAACGACGAUGAACCGCCCUCUCCCGACCGCCACUGACUCGCAAGCAACACUCAGAUCGAACAACUGCCUCGGGAUGCUGCGGAUGGCUCCUCGCCUAAGCGGAUGGCUCCGCGCCUAAGCGGUCUUGCCUUUGCUCCUGCCUUACAGCCUUUGGACUGGCACGUUCCGUCGCGAUGGCGAAG